Messenger RNA from Nerophis lumbriciformis (worm pipefish), 1990 nucleotides. RefSeq lists its product as uncharacterized. Gene Ontology annotation, molecular function: RNA polymerase II cis-regulatory region sequence-specific DNA binding; DNA-binding transcription factor activity, RNA polymerase II-specific. Gene Ontology annotation, cellular component: PcG protein complex; transcription regulator complex; chromatin. Lineage: Eukaryota; Metazoa; Chordata; Actinopteri; Syngnathiformes; Syngnathidae. Gene Ontology annotation, biological process: regulation of transcription by RNA polymerase II. The record is from RefSeq and is a predicted model, not a curated record.
UGUCUUCCGGUACCGAUCGAGUAGUGACAAUGGCGUUUGGCGGAGAAGGCCUAAACGUGAGCAUUAUAGUUCUGUAUGUUUAAUUAGUGCGUACAUAUGCUUAUAUAUGUCGUUUAAUAGAGCAAACAUCGUCAAUAAUUGUUUGUAUCCGGAUACAUUAGUCUGAGCGCACUUUGACGCGUCUCGCGCUCGCUAGCUAACUUAAGCUAGCUUGUUAGCCAUCUUAGCUAGUUAGCUUAGCGUGUUAGCUGCUAACAAAGAGAGGCGGAAGUGAUGAAAACACAUCGCUAAGCAGAGAUCAAGUGUGAGUGUAAAGUGUUGUGAUCGUGUGGAAAUGUGCGAAAGAACGAUAGCAGAGUACGAGGAGGAACUUUGUCCAACAAAAGAGGAGAAGGAGCGACAACAUCAACUACUGGACGCUGUUUUCAAGAAACAUCAAAUUGUGUUACGCAGAACAGACGCCUGCGAAGAACAUCUUCUCCCUGAGCAACAGAAGUGGAGCUUCGGGAUGGACAAGGAGGAGCCACAGCCCCUUCACAUUAAAGAGGAAGAAGAGGCGCCACAUACGUUGCAAAUGCCAAGGGAAGAGGACCCACUGACCUCCCAUUUUAAAGAGGAAGAGGAGGAACUCAGCAUCAGUCAGGAGGGAGAGCAUCUUGAAUGGUUGGAGGAGUUCCCAGUGAUUGGUGUCCCUGUGAAGAGUGAAGAUGAUGAGGUCAAAGGUGAAAGUGAGGAAGAGAGAGAGGCGGAGCCUCCAAGCAGCAGCUCAACUCAACACAUGUCAACAGAAGCUGAUGGAGACCACUGUGGAGGAUCACAAGCAGACAAGCUCUUAGCUCCACUAUCAGAUAGUGAGGACACAACGUCACACUCUCCUGACACUGAUGAUGAAGACUCUAAAGAUGAUAAGACAUGUCACACUGACAACACACACUUCACAUGUUCUCUCUGCGACAAAACCUUUAAUCACCAUAAUAAUUUAAAAAUACACAUGAAAGUACACACUGGAGAAAAACCUUUUUCAUGUUCAAUUUGUGGUAAAAGAUUUGGACAAAGUCACAAUUUGACAAUGCAUACAAGAACACACACUGGAGAAAAACCUUUUUUGUGUUCAGUCUGUGGUAAAGGUUUUAUACAAAACGGUGAUUUGAAAGUACACAUGAGAACACACACCGGAGAGAAACCCUUCAUGUGCUUGAUUUGUAGUAAAACAUUCCCCGUAAAGGCACAAUUAAAAAUACAUAUAAGAAAACACACCGGUGAAAAACCUUUUAUCUGUUCAGUAUGCGGUAAAGGUUUUAUACAAAGUCACAAUUUGAAAGUACACAUGAAAAUACACACUGGCGAAAAACCUUUUUCAUGUACGGUGUGCGGUAAAGGUUUUAUACAAAGUGGUGAGUUGAAAUUACACCUGAGAACACACACUGGAGAAAAAACAUUCACUUGCUUAAUCUGUGGUAAAAGAUUCACGCAGAAGGCACAUUUGACGAUGCACUCAACUAAACACUCUGGUGAAAAACCUUUUAUCUGUUUAGUCUGUGGUAAAGGUUUUGUACAAAGUCAACAUUUGGAAGCACACAUGAGAAUACACACUGGUGAGAAAGUGUUGAGUUGCAGUGUGUGUGGUGAAAGAUUCUCCUAUAAGUACCAGUGUAAGAAACACAAGUGUGCUGGUGAGAACAGCAGCAGCAAAUGAACAUGCAGGAUUUUGAGUACACAUAAAUCCCUCUUAGUUCAUAUUUACUGGUUCACAUGUGAAACAUCUUCUGGAAGCAUAUUAUUAUCGACUUUAUACAUCAUUUGAGCAGUUGUGUUUUAUACAAAAUCAUUUACUUUUAAAAUGUGUGACUGAAUCAUUUGUUGGGUCUCUCUAAUCCAUUCUAUUAAUUAUCUGUAUUACUCUCUAUUGUAAUAUGAAUAUUGUUGUGUGAUUGUUUUAUAUGUAUGUCCCCAGACCUUUAUGCAAUAAACAAUGUAUGCUUCAACUGAA